ACUCCUUUUCUUCAACAUUUUGUCCGGCUCAAUUCCUGAGUCGCUCUUCAAUCUCACGAAACUCAGCACGCUCAGUCUCCUUGGAAACAGAUUAACUGGCUCAAUCUCUUCAAAAAUAGGCAGCCUUGCAGCGCUGACAACCCUACAGCUUGGCUACAACAACUUAACCGGCACCAUUCCUGAAUCUCUCUUCAAGCUCACAGACCUCAACAACUUAUUGCUAUGGAGAAACGAACUGACGGGCUCCAUACCUGCAAAAAUAGGCACCCUUCUAUUCCUGAAUGGCUU
Messenger RNA from Closterium sp. NIES-65, 288 nucleotides. The record is from the annotation of a GenBank genome assembly. NCBI's taxonomy places the organism in Eukaryota, Viridiplantae, Streptophyta, Zygnematophyceae, Desmidiales, Closteriaceae.